Messenger RNA from Dichomitus squalens LYAD-421 SS1, 663 nucleotides. RefSeq lists its product as uncharacterized. Bases 16 to 174 code for a protein of 52 amino acids. The record is from RefSeq and is a predicted model, not a curated record. Lineage: Eukaryota; Fungi; Basidiomycota; Agaricomycetes; Polyporales; Polyporaceae. The transcript has a single exon.
AUCGUGGGGUUGGGAAUGGAAAGCAGGGAGGAGGGCAGUCUGCGAUUUGGCUCGAGUCGAGGCAAGGAUCGCGCCGCUGUGCUGAUGCUCCUAAACGCGGGUAUGCUCGUCUCGGGGCGUAUAUCGCUCGGAUCGCAGCUUUGGCGAUGUCCUCGCUUGGUCGACUCGUUGUAGCUAGUAGACAGAGCCGAGCCCGCUCCUGGCGGGCGCCCUCGAGCACGCCUCCAUAGGCAAUAUAUGGCAAGAAUAGUUGCGAGGAGUACACCAGCUCCGGCAGCACCUCCCCCAGCGACAGCUGCGGUGCUCACUCGACUUCGCACCACUGUCGAGGAUGUCGCGGAUGUAGUGGCGACAGGUGAGGGAAGCGAAGAUGUGUUCGCUUCUGGACUUAUACCCUGAGUGGGUCCAGCGCCGGAUGUGGAAGUGGUGGACGAAGCAGUGAGGCAAGAUGUGUCCUCACCGGCGAUGAUAAAUAACGGCGAUAUCGCCCGUACCCCAUAUCCCAACGCCUCAAGAGUGUACUGUCCCGUGGUGAUAUUCACCGGCGACCAGUUCCACGCUUGUAAAGUAGCAUCGACGGCGAGAGCAACGAGAGUCGAAACUUGUUUCGCUGUGUUCGCAGAGUCCGUGUGUGGCGGAAGGUUCGGAGAGACGAGGAACUCU